Fusarium venenatum is the source of this 765-nucleotide messenger RNA. RefSeq lists its product as uncharacterized. NCBI's taxonomy places the organism in Eukaryota, Fungi, Ascomycota, Sordariomycetes, Hypocreales, Nectriaceae. The record is from RefSeq and is a predicted model, not a curated record.
AUGACCUCAGAUGAAGAUCAGGAGCUCCUUGUACUCCGAAGGUUCAAUGAGAUAAGCGCUCGGAAUCUUCUUUGCCUGCAAUGCGAGUUACUGGCACUCGAAAAGGAGCUAAGGAAAUGGGACGAGAGGGGUUUUAGUAGUGGUAAAACGUCACUGGAACAAGCUGCAGAGACGUGGGAGAUAAUGGUUGAGCAGGCUGACAGUGGCACACAAAAGGCAAAGAACAUGACGAAACUGGUUAAAAAGCUAAGGCUGAAGAUGAAGGAGUAUUACGAGGCUUUGGACCUUCAGAGCAGGAUAGACCGACUACAACAUACCAACAGGCGAGCUUUGGAGGUAGCUCGCAAUAAGCUCGACGGAGGACCUGCGAAAGAGGACGGCAGCAAGCCAAACCCGAUCUUGGGUGGGGAGGCCAAGACUUAUCUGGAUGAUGAGGGGGAUUUGGUCUCCCUUGGAGCACCGAAGGAGACGGAUAUGCUUUUUAAGACACUCCGAGCCUACUGGCCAGAAACGGAAGAAGUUUCGAGGAAUGGCAUCCGUCGGAUUAGCCGUUUUGAGGAGCGGUCGAUCACGAUAGCGGUAGCGAUCAUCAACAUCGUCGUUGCAAUUAUCCUCCUCGUGGGAUCAAUAACUAGUCUCUACUUCGUGAGCUCGCCGGCCGCAAUACUAGGCAUGAUCAGCGCUUUUACCGUUGCUUUCGCGCUGAGUGUGGGGUUAAUGACUAAUGCGAAGAGGGCUGAGAUCUUUGCAGGGAGCGCAGCGUGA